AUGCCUGAGAAACUAGCCAACAUAACCAUCAUAAUGGAAUUCUUGCUCAUGGGAUUCACUGAUGACUGGAUGCUACAGAGACUGUAUGCAGCCCUCUUCUUCCUCAUUUACCUGAUGACAUUGAUGGGCAACCUCCUCAUUGUCACCCUCACCACCACUGAUCUGCAUCUCCAUGCCCCUGUCACGGAGUAUGCCCUCCUUGUAGUCAUGUCCUACGACCGCUAUGCUGCCAUCUGCCAUCCUUUGCGCUACGAGACCAUUAUGAAUAGAGGCUCCUGUGUGCAGAUGGUGACUGUGUCAUGGCUCAGCGGAUUUGUCUAUGGAUCCAUCCAUGUAGCAGGUACAUUUUCUGUCAAUUUCUGUGGGCCCAACAUAGUGCACCAGUUUUUCUGUGACAUUCCAUCACUGCUUACACUUGCUUGUCCUGGGGAGCAAAUUCUAGAAUAUGCAUUUAUAAUUGCCAGCUUUUCCUUUGCCUUUUUAUGCUUCCUUUUCAUGAUUGCCUCUUAUGUUCACAUUUUCUCAGCUGUCUUAAGGAUUCCAUCUGCUCAAGGCAGGUUCAAAACUGUCUCCACCUGCAUGCCCCACCUCACUGUGAUGGCCUUGUUCCUCUUUUCAGGCAUUGUUACAUAUUUAGGCACCAACUAUAAACCUGCAUCAUCACUGAAUCUUUUCAUGUCUGUGUUAUACUCUGUGUUACCUCCCAGCCGGAAUCCUGUCAUAUAUAGCCUGAGGAAUAGGGAUAUGAAGGCAGCCCUAGGCAAAUUACUGGGUGGUAAAAUGUUGCUAAAGAUGUAA
Molecule: messenger RNA, 798 nt
Organism: Loxodonta africana (African savanna elephant)
Lineage: Eukaryota; Metazoa; Chordata; Mammalia; Proboscidea; Elephantidae
Product: olfactory receptor 14A16-like
Exons: 2
Coding region: 1-798 (265 amino acids)
Biological process (GO): G protein-coupled receptor signaling pathway
Cellular component (GO): membrane
Molecular function (GO): odorant binding; G protein-coupled receptor activity; olfactory receptor activity
Source: RefSeq, a predicted model, not a curated record